Acytostelium subglobosum LB1 is the source of this 360-nucleotide messenger RNA. RefSeq lists its product as hypothetical. The record is from RefSeq and is a predicted model, not a curated record. Lineage: Eukaryota; Evosea; Eumycetozoa; Acytosteliales; Acytosteliaceae. Bases 1 to 360 code for a protein of 119 amino acids. The transcript is spliced from 4 exons.
AUGAGCUCUAGCAACUUAUCUACAGCACCAUUGGAGGAUCCAUCAAUAAACAUCAAGAAGGAACUAACAGAGAAUGGUGAGAUCAUUGUAACAGAACUAGGCAAGUCUAUAAAGUCAUUGAUUAAACAUUCAAACGUUCAUGAGAACAUGAUCACCAUAUGUAAAGUAUUCGCGCAGCACGAGCUCAAUGUAUCACAAACAGAAGAAAUGAUAAACCAAAUGAAUGCUCUUUCAAAGGAACUAGGGAAUCAGAUCAACAUGUUGAACACAUCAUUACAGACUCUAGAUGGCUUUAACAGUUCGAUCGUUGAUAUCAAUCGCACGGCACAUUCAUUCACACAGAAGACCAACAACAGUUGA